Messenger RNA from Meleagris gallopavo (turkey), 599 nucleotides. Lineage: Eukaryota; Metazoa; Chordata; Aves; Galliformes; Phasianidae. The record is from RefSeq and is a predicted model, not a curated record.
CGGGCUGAGCUGGCUGCUAUCUCUGCAGGAGGUCGGCCGCAUGAAGAUCGAGCUGUUUGCUGAUGUCGUGCCCAAAACCGCAGAGAACUUCAGGCAGUUUUGUACAGGUGAAUUCAGGAAAGACGGUGUCCCUAUAGGUUAUAAAGGAAGCACUUUCCACAGGGUAAUAAAGGAUUUCAUGAUCCAAGGAGGUGACUUUGUAAAUGGAGAUGGCACUGGAGUAGCCAGUAUAUAUAGGGGUCCUUUUGCAGAUGAAAACUUUAAGCUGAAACACUCUGCUCCUGGCCUGCUUUCUAUGGCAAACAGUGGUCCAAGUACUAACGGGUGUCAGUUUUUCAUUACGUGCUCCAAGUGUGACUGGUUGGAUGGAAAACACGUUGUGUUCGGUAAAAUCGUUGAUGGGCUGUUGGUAAUGAGAAAAAUUGAAUGCUCCCUUGUGGGUGGAUAGGUCUUUGCCAGCUCCACGCAGCUCCAGUUCCAGCCAGUUCCCCUGCUGUUCCUGUCCUCCUCACAGACGUGCUCCUGAAAUCAUUGAAUAAUUGGCAUAUAUCAUUUUUUUAAGUAUGUUGAAAUGUAAAUAAAGGAUUUUGUUAAAUAUG